Messenger RNA from Dermatophagoides pteronyssinus (European house dust mite), 1691 nucleotides. RefSeq lists its product as uncharacterized. The record is from RefSeq and is a predicted model, not a curated record. Lineage: Eukaryota; Metazoa; Arthropoda; Arachnida; Sarcoptiformes; Pyroglyphidae.
AAAGAAAUAAUAAUCGUCAACGUUUAACGAAUGGCGCCAUCCGAUUUCAUUUCAUUGAUGGCAUUCAUCCAUUUAUCAUCAUCAUCAUCAUCAUUAACAUCAUUUUACCUCACUGACUUUCACACACACACAUAGAAAUUACCAUCAUCGACAUUCUUUUUUCUUCUUUAUUUGGAAAUUCUUUUUUCGAAAAUAUCAUUUAAUUCCUGUAUUAUUUGAUUGCAUAUCCCUUCGUUGUUCGGCAUGGCUUCAUCAUCAUCCGGUUCAAUGAUUCCUGGUCGUUCAGCAUUGAAAAAACGUCCAAUCGAUCCAAAACAAGGCCGUUAUGAACGUAGCCGUGCACGUGAUUCAUAUAAACGACAGUUAAAUAUUUUUAAAGCAAAAUUUGAAGCCAAUUUACGUGAAUAUGAUUGUUUAGAUUUUGAUGCAAAACAAGCGAUUCGUAUUCGUGCAAAACGUCAACGUGAAAUAUGUCUGAAUGAUUAUCGUCAAGGAUUACUUGGCCUAGCACGGUCAUCAUUUCGUCGAACAUAUAAAGAUAUAUUUCUUGGUGAACGAGAAACAUCAAUCGAAUCAUUGGAUCCAAAUGUUUUAGAAUAUGAAUUACGUUUAACAUCCGAAAUGGAUACUAUUAUUGAUAAUAUUCGUUUAUUAUGUGUGGAUAAAUCAAAUCUUUCGAAAAUGGAUUGGUUUUCAAAUUUAGCACGUGCAAAAUUUUCCUAUGAAUUUGAUCAACAAAAUCAAAUUGAUACCGAAACAUUAUCAUUAUUACCCGAUCCAAAAGAAUCCAAUGAUAAUGAAAAUAUCGAUGAAUUACAAUCAAAUUAUGAUGGUAUUAAUGAAUCGGAAAUUGAUCCAGAAAUAGCAUCAACUAUUGGUAGUUCUGGUUAUGUUUAUCGACCAUUUAGACAUCGAAAUCGUCAUAAUUUAUAUCGUUCUAAUGUUGAUGAACCAGAUCCUACGGAAUAUAAUUAUGAUUGGCAACGAUUAUAUGAUUCAAAACCAGAACAUCGAACAAUACCUGAAUAUGAAACUGAAUCAUUAACUGAUCAUUAUGAUUAUGAACCAUUUCAACCAUUCAGUGAUGAACCUAUUGGUCUUCGUCGUAAUCGUUAUACAAAUUCAUCAUUAGAUCCUGAAUGGCAAUCAAAAAGUUCUGUUUAUUCAUAUCAUCGACCAAAACAACCUAUACAACGUUUUACACCGAAUCGUUUUGAUUUAAAUCUUGAUUCAAUUUGUCCAACAUAUGGUUAUGGAAAUGAGAAUGCUGAUGAUGGUGAUAAAGAAACAAUAACAAGUGAAGGAAUGAUGGCUGGAAUUGAUUAUGAAUAUAAACCAAUAAUACCAUCAUAUAUACGUAAUGGUAAUCGUUCAAAAGGAUCAUCAUCAAAUCGAUUUAAUUAUGACCAACAUGAUGAUGAUGAUAAUGAUGAUGAUUAUGAACCAUCAACAACAUCAUGGCAACCGGAACCAAAUAAUCUUUUAUCAUCAGAACGACGAAGACGUAGAAGUCAACAAUCAUUAUCGAUGGAACCACAAUUUUCAUCAACAACAACAUCAUCAUUAUCAUCAGCUCAACCAUUUCGAUCACAUGUACGGUUUGAUGAUGAUGAUAAUGAUGAUCAACCGAUUAAAUCUGGACACAAUGAAUUUAAUGAUGAUCAAUAAUUUUGAAAAAUAAUUUUUUCUUU